This is a messenger RNA of Ilex paraguariensis (yerba mate), 797 nucleotides long. The record is from the annotation of a GenBank genome assembly. NCBI's taxonomy places the organism in Eukaryota, Viridiplantae, Streptophyta, Magnoliopsida, Aquifoliales, Aquifoliaceae.
AUGAGACCAAAUAUCUAUCUUUUCGGAGACUCCAUCACUGAAGAGUCCUUCAGCAAUGGUGGCUGGGGUGCUACCCUCGCUCACCACUUCUCUCGCGCUGUUGAUGUGGUGUUGAGAGGGUACAGUGGGUAUAACACGAGGUGGGCUCUGAUGGUGUUGGAGAAGGUGUUUCCGCCGGAGACAGACUGCGGGAGUGGCCGUGCGCCGCUGGCUGUGACGGUGUUUUUCGGUGCAAACGACGCGUGCCUUCCAGAUAGAUGCUCUGCCUUCCAACACGUGCCUCUUGAUGAGUAUCAGCAGAACCUCCGCUCCAUUGUCUCCUUUCUCAAGAAACGAUGGCCUAAAACUCUUGUUGUCCUCAUCACUCCUCCCCCAAUUGAUGAAGACGAGCGCCUUCAAUAUCCUUUCGUUGAGAAUACAUUGGGUCUGCCCGAGAGGACGAAUGAAGCUGCUGGUGCUUAUGCUAAAGCAUGUGUCGCAGUUGCUGGAGAAUUUGAAAUUCCUGUGGUCAAUCUUUGGACCAAAAUGCAGGACUAUCCUAAGUGGCAAAAAUCAAUCUUACGGGAUGGUUUGCAUCUCAGUAAAGGCGGUAAUAGGAUUGUAUUCGACGAAGUAAUCAAGACAUUGAGGGCGAAAGACAUGAGUUUGGAAACUCUUCCAUUUGAUCUUCCACUCAUAAUGGAUAUUGAUCCUAGUGAUCCUCUUAAGGCUUUUCAAAAUUAGAAAGCUCUCUUUCCGGCUACAGCAUUAUGUUAUGAACAGCAAGCUUAGGUAUCAAGUUUACGUUGACAAACGGC